AUGGCAUCCAAUCUUCAAACCAAGCGCAAUAAUCCAUUUGCUAGGUCAGGAACCUUAUCUCCCGAACCAGGUAUUCCAAAAGGCAGACCGAAAAGUGCAAUUUUUGCAUCUCCUCCCUCCUCUUUACCCGCACAAAGUCUUCAAACACACAAUCGACAUCAAUCCUACUCCUCACUUGGAAAUAUCGUGGCACCUAUUAAUAAUAAUAAUAAUGUUUCGCUACGAUUUCGGUCCAAUUCGAAAACGAGUGCCCCCUCCUCAAAUACAUUUGCACCUUCAUUCAUCAAGCUGGAAGAGAUGCGACUCGGUGCAGAGACUGUGAAAGCAAUGGAGGGAGACAAUGAUUUUUCGGGAAAAAGAUAUGUUUGGCUGAAAGAUGCUCAAACAGCAUUCGUGAAGGGUUGGAUAGUAGAGGAAUUGGAAAAUAAUCACAUACUGGUCCAAUGUGACGAUGGGAGUCAACGAGAGGUUGAUGCCGAGACUGUUGACAAAGUAAACCCUGCGAAAUUCGACAAAGCAAAUGAUAUGGCUGAGCUCACACAUCUAAAUGAGGCAUCCGUUGUCCAUAAUCUUCAUAUGAGAUAUCAAGCUGAUCUUAUCUACACCUACUCCGGCUUGUUUCUGGUCACUAUCAACCCAUAUUGCUCUUUACCUAUAUACACGAAUGAAUACAUAAACAUGUACAAGGGACAGAGUCGGGAGGAGACUAAACCACACAUAUUCGCAAUGGCAGAUGAGGCAUUUAGAAAUUUGGUUGAAGAAGGAGAGAACCAAAGUAUUCUUGUGACUGGAGAAUCUGGAGCUGGAAAGACUGAAAACACCAAAAAGGUCAUACAAUAUCUUGCGGCUGUUGCAAACUCGGAGUCGCCAGUCAAGAACAAAGUACAGCAUUCAACUCUUUCGCAGCAGAUCCUUCGUGCCAAUCCAAUCUUGGAAGCCUUCGGAAAUGCGCAGACAGUCAGGAACCACAAUUCCUCCCGUUUUGGAAAAUUCAUCCGUAUCGAAUUUACGCGCAACGGCAGUAUUGCCGGUGCUUUCAUAGAUUGGUACCUUCUCGAGAAGUCAAGAGUGGUAAGGUUGAAUGCGCAUGAGCGAAACUAUCACGUCUUUUAUCAGCUCUUGAAGGGAGCCGAUCGCGCGUUAAAGCAGAAAUUUCUGAUUGAAGGUUUAGAUGUGGAGGAUUUCGCUUAUACAAGGGAUGGUCACGACACCAUCGUUGGUGUCUCUGACAGAGACGAAUGGGUUUCCUUAGUAGAGGCAUUCAACGUUAUGGGAUUUUCCGAAAAAGAUCAAGUAUCCAUAUUACGAACGGUCGCUGCUGUUCUACACCUGGGCAACAUAACUGUCGUGAAGGAGAGUAGAUCGGCAGAUCAAGCUCGAUUGACCCCAGACGCACGUGCACAGGCAGACAAAGUGUGCAGAUUACUUGGCAUUCCACUCGAACCAUUCUUGAAAGGUCUGUUACACCCUCGCGUGAAAGCCGGAAGGGAAUGGGUCGAAAAAGUGCAGACUCCCGAACAAGUUUUACUUGCAAUAGAUUCGUUGGCAAAAGGCAUCUACGAACGAGGGUUUGGUGAUCUAGUGACCCGAAUUAAUCGCCAAUUAGACAGGACUGGUAUGGGUCUCGAUGAUUCUCACUUCAUCGGAGUACUGGAUAUUGCUGGAUUCGAAAUAUUCGAAGAAAACAGUUUUGAGCAACUCUGCAUCAACUACACCAACGAGAAACUCCAGCAAUUUUUCAACCACCACAUGUUUGUCCUUGAACAAGAAGAAUACGCCCGUGAGAAAAUUGAAUGGAAAUUUAUUGAUUUCGGUCACGAUCUUCAGCCCACGAUUGACCUGAUCGAGUUGCCUAAUCCUAUCGGUAUUUUCUCGUGUCUCGAUGAAGAUUGUGUCAUGCCAAAAGCCACGGAUAAAUCAUUUACGGAAAAACUUCAUUCUCUUUGGGACCGCAAAACUCCAAAGUAUCGAGCCUCUCGGCUUGGGCAAGGAUUCAUGCUCACUCAUUAUGCCGCCGAAGUUGAAUAUUCGACCGAAGGAUGGCUGGAGAAGAACAAAGAUCCUAUGAAUGAUAACAUCACGAGAUUGUUGGCUGCAUCGAGCGAUACCCAUGUCGCAAACCUCUUUAGCGAUUGCUUGGAGGCAGGCGAUGAUUCUGGUGCCAUCCGAAGUAGGGUAAAAAAAGGUCUUUUCCGUACGGUCGCUCAAAGACAUAAAGAACAGCUAUCCAGCUUGAUGGCCCAGCUGCAUCUAACGCAUCCCCACUUUGUGAGAUGUAUCAUUCCCAAUCACAAGAAGAAGCCAAAACAACUUAGUGCGCCACUUGUACUUGACCAGUUGCGUUGUAACGGUGUUUUGGAAGGUAUUAGAAUUGCACGCACUGGAUUCCCAAACAGACUUCAUUUCUCGGAGUUUCGACAAAGGUACGAAGUUUUAUGCCGAAACAUGCCGAAGGGGUACCUCGAUGGUCAGACAGCAGCUAGCAUGAUGUUAGAUAAGCUCCAAUUGGACAAGUCAUUGUUCCGUGUCGGAAUCACCAAGGUCUUCUUCCGUGCCGGUGUAUUGGCAGAGCUUGAAGAGCAACGUGAUGCCUUAAUCCGUGAGAUUAUGACUCGAUUUCAAUCCAUGGCUCGCGGUUUUACACAAAGACGAAUUGCCAAUAAGCGACUCUAUAGAGCGGAGGCAACGCGAAUCAUACAACGAAAUUUUCAGGUCUACAUAGAUCUUUGUGAGAACCCUUGGUGGCGUCUCUUGGUUAAGAUGAAGCCGUUGUUGGGUGCUACCAGGACAUCGGGAGAACUCAAGAAGAGAGAUGAAAUGAUCAAACAGCUCAGCGAAAAAAUGGAUCAAGAGGCGGCCGAACGCCAGAGACUGGAUGAGGAACGACGAAACACCCACACCGAGAUGGUGAAGAUUCAACAAACCUUGGAGAGCGAGCGAGCUUUAGCCUUGGACAAGGAAGAGAUCUUUAAGCGUCUGCAGCUUCGUGAGGCAGAAUUGAGCGAUAAAUUGGCUGGUGCCAUUGAAGACCAAGAGAAGCUCGAGGAUCAACUGGAUGACUUGUUGGAAGCCAAAAAGCGGGCUGAAUAUCAAUCCGAUGAGUAUCGAUCUCAGUUAGAGCAAGCAGGGCACAUCAUUGCUAAGCUGGAGAGCGAAAAGCGAGACCUUGCUGAGCAGCUGGCUAAUCUAGACGAUCAAUUACAAGAUCUUGCCAAGAAGCAGGCAGAUCGAAGCGCGCAAGAAGCACAGCUCGCCCAGGAUGUACAACUACUUCAAAGUCAGUUAAGUAUAAAAGACAGAAAGGUUCAUGACCUUGAGGCAAAACUUCUUAAGAUUGAUCAAGAUUCGGAAGUCAAAAUAGCCACCGCGACAAAAGACCUUCAAGUAUCGAAACUGAGGGAAAGCAACCUUGCCAGCGAGCACCGCAAAGUACAAAAACAGUUGUCCGAUUUGUCUGCAACAUCGACAGGAUAUGAAGAUCUCGUCAGACGCAAAGAAAGCGAGUUGGCCAUUCUUCGGUCUGAUAACCGUAAAUACGAGGCCGAGAAGAAGAGCUUCGAUGAGCAAAAGCGAUCACUGUCAGCCGACAAAGAAAAUAUUGCUAACCGAUUGAAAGAAGUCCAGGCUGAAAUGUUCGCUAUGAAGUCCCAGCAAGUCAAUCUACAAAAGGAAGCUGCCGACGCAAAAAAGCUUUUCGAUGCUAGGUUGACAGAGGAUGCUCACGCUGAGCAGAAUCGAAAGAGGCUGGAAGAACAAAUCUCGACUCUGAAACAACAGUUAUCAGAUGUGCAGAAAGACCUUAGCAAAGAACGACAAUCUCGAGAUGAUGUUCAACUCCUCGCGGAACAUAAAUUUCGAGAGCUCAGCGAGAAGUUUCAAGAACUGAAUGAAGCCAAGAUCAUUAUCGAAAAGGAGUUAUACGUCCAGCAAGACACUCUGAGGAGGGCGAUGGAGAAUAGAGUCUCGGCUGAAAAGGAACGUAACGAAGCGCGAAACGAAAUUAGAAAACUCAGAGAAGCAAAGAUUGUAGCUGAAGAAGCUAGAAUACAAGCUGAACUAGUCGGAGACCGUAAUGCAUCACGUUUGGCUCGGGAGCGAGAAUCUAGUUUGAAAAAGGACCUUGAAGCAGAACAAAAUCGAGCGAAGUAUUUCGAAACGGAAUGUAGCCGACUAAAUCAGCAAGUUGAAGAUCUCAACAAAGUUAUGAUAGAGUCUGGUGACUUCGGUCUUAGAGUUGACCAGGAAAAAGAACGACUUGAGCGUGAACUCAACACUGUUCGAAGUCGACUGAAUGCGUCGGAAAAUGACAACCGUGCAUUACUCAACAAGCUUCAACAAAAAGGUCUCGAGAUCGCCCGCACGAGCUCUAGAGCAAACGAAUCAUCCAGAGGUCAGCUAAUUGCUGCCCAACGCGAAAGAACAAAGGUCGAUGAGCAAAACAAGAAGCUUAAUAAACAGCUGGGUGACACACAAAUUCAACUCACAACCCUUCAAAAACAGAAGGAGAAGUUGGAGCUAAAUCUUGAGGAUCUGACGCGCGAAGUUGAACGCGAGCACAUGAGUAGCAGAAACGCUGAAAAGACAUCUUCUACUGUGACCACUCAGCUGGCAGAAGCAAAUCGCAAGUUGGAAGAUGAACGGCAACUUCACUCUCAGGCUCAAACUAAGAACCGACAACUUCAGUCUUUAAUUGAUACCCGAGAUAAAGAUAUCAUCGAAUUGAUGAAAAUUGUGGAUCCGGAAAUGCCUGCACCGCCGGUGACACAAUUUGAUGGUAGUGCCGACAGGAGCUCUUCCGAAAACCCAAACCUUAUCUCACAACUCACCCAGAAACUUGAAGAACUUCAGCAAAAUCUGAGAGUUCAAGCUGCCGGUAGAUCUAAUGCCGAAGCACAAGUACUUGAACUACGAAGACGAUAUGAGGAUGAAUUUGGUGAUCCGCCAGAGUGGCAAACGCCCGGUAGGCCUAAGCUUGAAGAGAUUGACGCCAAUGAGGGAGCUCGAAAUAUUUCGCCGACGCGGAUUAGAAACAAGCUCAACGGUAGACCUCAAUCAAGCGCGACUACACCUAAUCGACGCUUUCCAAGCUCAGGAGACCUUGCUCAUGAUUCCGCACGUUCGGACCGUACUGCUGAUCUUUUGAGUUUUAAUAAUCGCAUGGAUCUGAAGGCUGACGUAGAAGAACUGCAAAACCAAUUGCAGCUAUCGCAAAUGGAGAAUCGACAUCUCCAGAGUCAGCUUGAGCGUUCUACUCCGGGGCGGGAUAUUUUCGAGGAUAGCCCAUCAGUACGUCGUGUGCACAAGCUAGAGCAAGCCAAUAGUCGACUCCAUGAAAUGCUUGAUGAUUCUGCAAAGAAAGUUUCCGCCCUUGAAAAGAGUAUCCAGACUGGAGAGUUAACGUUUCGGGAUGUUCAAGCCAAAUCUCACGAGGAAUUGUUCGAGCUCAUCAACAAUCAAGAAGAGAACCGACGAAUCUUGAUGUACGCCCACAAAGAUGCGUUAGUUGAUCUUAAUGAUACAAAGAAAAAUUUCGAGAUUCUGAAACACACUCGUGCAGUUCUGGAAGUCGAUCUCCGAGAUGCGAAGUCUGAUCUUGAGGAUAUGAAUCUGCAGAGAGAUCAGGAUGGCGCGAGUCGAAAUCAACUUUUGCAAGAAUUUGCCGACCUUCAAAUUCGGUUGGAUGCCGAAUCUUCAAAAUUGGCUGAUGUCAGUUCAAGUCUAAGUCUCUACAAGAGCAGGGCAGACGAAUACUUUAGCAAACUCGAACAGGCGGAAAUCGCAGUGUUGAAAGCCUCUCGGGCCGAACAAUUUGCCAGGUCUCAAGCAAAAGAGGCAGAAGAUACAUGCGCGGAGAUUAUGUCAGAGCGAAAAUAUAUGGAUGAAACUAUCGAGGAUCUCCAAAACCAAAACCAACAUUACGAAGAAAAGCUCGAAGAUCUUUCAUCUGAUCUCGAUGCCGCCGUCCAAGCAAGAAAACGAUUACAGCACGAGCUUGAGGAUUAUCGAAGCCAACGGGCCAUGGAGAUCGAAGACAAAGAAUCUAGUAUGGAGCAGACAAGAAAGAAGUAUCAAGCCGAGUUUGCCACCCUCACGAAUGAAAUGGAUGUUGCUCGUGAGGAAAAAUUAUUCAAGCAAGCUGAGAACACAAGACUUCGGGAAGAAUUGGAUCAGCUUCGAUCGAAGUGGGAUGAUGAAGUUCUCAACAGUUCAACAUGGUCCAAAGAGAAAGCUCGCCUUGAAGCCACUCUCUCAGAUCUUAAUGUGUCACGGGAUGAAGCUGUCAGUGCCCAUAAUGAAGCUCAAGGCAAGCUUGUGUCUCUAUUGGCACAAGUCCGAAGUCUCAGAACAGAUGUUGAUGAUGCAGCUGCCGAGCGAGAUAUUCUGCAGCGCGAAAAACGUGGUUUGCAAGCUCGUCUAGAAGAAGCCAAAGCAGGACUUGAUGAUCUUGCUCGAAGCGAUAGCCCUGCACUACGAAAUGCUGCUGGCAUGGAUCGCGAGAUUCUGGAACUCAAAUCUAAUCUAGCUCAACAAGAAGAUAUUGCAGCUGCUGCUGUUGGUAAGAUGAGACGAUCCGAAGCACUUGCAUCGGAGAUACAGAAAGAUAUUGUUGCCGAGCGAGAAAUGACGGCGCAAUUGAAUAAAGAGAAGGCUCAGUUAGAAAAGUCACUCAAAGAAACUCAGGUCAGACUCCUGGAUUUGGAGACAAAAGGCUAUUCAAGUGCCAGUCAAGACCUCGAAUCCCAGCUCGAUGAACAAGAAUCCGAACGUAACAAGUCACAACGUUCUGUCCGAAACGUUGACCGUACAGUCAAAGAUCUUCAACAACAAAUUGAUCGCAAAGAAAAGGCCAAUACACAACUCCAAGAAGAUAUCGUCCGCUCUAGGGAUAAGGUUGAAAAGCUCCUUAAGACAAUCGACGAGCUUCAGUCGAGCGAUUCGACCAACCAGCUUUCAGCUCGUAGAGCAGAACGCGAAUUGAGAGAGGAGAGAGAAAAGGCUUUGAGAUUAGAGCGAGAAUUAGAGGGUUGGAAGGCAUUGAGAAUGCAGAAAGGUCCUGGUGGACGAAUCAGUGCGAGUGGCACGUGGAGACCAGGUAGCGAAUUCAGUUCUGAAGAUGCGGGGAUUGAAAUUCCGAAGAGGAAGAGUAGUUUGAGCAGGCAGGAUAGUAUGAGCAAGGGAUUUUUGUGA
Messenger RNA from Sclerotinia borealis F-4128, 7188 nucleotides. NCBI's taxonomy places the organism in Eukaryota, Fungi, Ascomycota, Leotiomycetes, Helotiales, Sclerotiniaceae. The record is from the annotation of a GenBank genome assembly.